AUGUCUCUGGGAAGAUGCUACGCGGGCCAUUCCCUCCCAGAGAAACUAGACGUGGCCAUGAACUCCGGCUUCACAGGCAUCGAGUUAUUCUAUGAAGACCUACUGGACCUCGCCAAGAAGAUGCCUGGCGGAGCCACUCCGGAGAAUCACAUCUCCUCCGCACAUUUGAUUAGAGGAUAUUGCGACGAUCGAAACCUCGAAAUCAUCUGUCUCCAGCCAUUCAUGCACUAUGAAGGUCUCGUGGAUCGCAACUUGCAUAAUCGGCGUAUAGAAGAGAUGAGACUAUGGUUCAAGAUGGCACAUGUGUUGGGUACCGAACUUAUCAUGCUGCCAAGCAGCAACUUACCACCAGAGCAAAUCACUGAAGACAUGGACUGUAUUAUCCAAGACAUGGUAGAAAUAGCUGAGAUGGGUCUUCAAGAAACGCCAGUCAUUCGGUUUGCAUACGAAGCUCUCUGCUGGGGAACUCGUGUUGAGACCUGGGAAGCUAGCUGGGACGUUGUGUGCAAAGUAAACCGAUCAAACUUUGGCAUCUGCCUAGACACAUUCAACAUUGCAGGCCGCAUAUACGCUGACCCUACAAUGUCAACUGGCCGCAACCCAGGUGCCACUCAGGCCUUAACACAGUCUCUGGAUGGCCUCGUCCAGUCUGUCCCAGCUGAUAGGAUAUUCCUCCUACAGGUAGCUGAUGGAGAGAGACUCGAGCGUCCUUUACUUCAAGAUCAUGAGUUUUACGAUCCAGAACAACCACCUCGUAUGAGCUGGUCUAGAAACGCAAGGCUAUUCUAUGGUGAGCCUCAUUACGGAGGUUACCUACCUAUCCGAGAGAUUCUCCAAGUUCUUGUUUCACGGGUUGGUUUCAAAGGUUGGAUAAGCCUUGAAGUCUUCAACAGGCGUCUUGCAGAUACAGAUCAGUCAGUUCCAGAAGAAAUGGGCAAGAGGGCAAAACAGUCAUGGAACAGCCUCAAGAGAGAUCUCAAUCUGAAUACCUAUAGCCCUAGCUAUACGAGUAAACUUUUCGAUUUAUUACAGUAA
Messenger RNA from Trichoderma breve, 1035 nucleotides. Its product is annotated as xylose isomerase-like TIM barrel domain-containing protein. The transcript has a single exon. The coding region runs from base 1 to 1035 and encodes 344 amino acids. NCBI's taxonomy places the organism in Eukaryota, Fungi, Ascomycota, Sordariomycetes, Hypocreales, Hypocreaceae. The record is from RefSeq and is a predicted model, not a curated record.